CACCGUUUUAAACUUGUAAGCCGUUGAUAGGAGUGGUGGGCGCAUCAGUCCAGGGAUGACACUGAAAGAGGAGAUGGGAUACCUUUCAUUGGACUAAACUGAGAUUACAAUUUAGUUCGAAAGGAUGAUCAAUGACGUCACGUUUCACCUGUACCGGUAUCUCCGCUUCCGGCCACAGAGCGGCGUAUUCGAAAUCCUGUUUACAUUUUGUUUGUUCUUGUGCUGAACAAUUUACAAAUAUGUAUCACUUACUUACCUUUUUACUAGCUCAGAGAAAAGUGGUACUUAAGGCACAACUGUGAAAACCUUUAAUUAUCAGCGAUGAGAAGGAAAUGGUUGUGAUCACUAUUCUGAGCUUCAGCAUGGUACAACUUAUCUGCACGUUUUCAUGCUUUUCUGGUGCAUGAAGAGACGAUGAAAUGUGGCUUACAAAUAUUCGAGAGAUAAAUUCACAGUCACUAAACACACGGAAGUUUGCAGUCGGCAUUUUGUUUAGAAAUACCUAACUGAGCCAACACCAGGAGGCUGCAUCAUUCGCUGUUCCAGUUCUGUUUCACUGGAAUCAGUAUCCUUGUCUGUGUUGGUCUCCAAGGGUUUGCAGGCUGUGACGUGUUCAUCCGGUUGUACACACGUCACCAUCUCCAUUUCUACUCACGGCAUUGAGAUCUGCUUGGAUAAUUUUUGGGGGUCUCCUGCCGUGUCCUACAGCCAGGUAGAGGAUCUUCGAUCCAAGAUUGAUCCAGGAGACCUGCUGACUGACUGGUUUGUUAUGAACAGUUUGAGGACAAACACACACCCUGCGUAUGAAGGUGUUUUGAAAAAUAGCAAAUUAUUUGAGGACCUGAAUGUUCAUUGUUCAGACUGGUGUUUGAAAUGGCCGAUACUGCUGAGAUAUUGCAGGAGUUGGACUCCAUUGAGAAUGAACUGAAGGCAGUGGAGCUACAGAUUAGUGAUCUUCAGGAACAUCAGAGGGAUCUGAAUGCCAGCAAGGACCGGUUGCAGAAGAAGCUGAAACAGUGCACCAAGGAUGCAGGGCCAAGCAAAAAGUUGGACUUGCAAAGCUUCACUAAGCAAGAUUUCCCUUGGUCCAAGAAGGUUCAGAAAGCUCUCGGAAUGUUCAAACUCUCCGCAUUCCGGCCCCUGCAGCUCGAGACCAUCAACAUCGCCAUGUCUGGGAGGGACGUGUUCCUGAUCAUGCCCACCGGAGGAGGGAAGAGUCUGUGCUACCAGCUGCCAGCGGGCUGCUCCGAGGGGUUUACCUUGGUAAUUGCUCCACUGGUUUCCUUGAUAGAGGACCAGCUUAUGAGUUUGGAGAAGUUAGGGAUUUCAGCAGCCACGAUUAAUACAUCUAGCUCAAAGGAACAUGUUAAAUCAGUUCAGAAUGCGAUGCUUGACAAGACGUCUAAUAUGAAACUGCUAUACGUCACCCCGGAGAAAAUUGCUAAAAGCAAAAUCUUCAUGUCCAACCUGGAAAAAGCUUACAAUGCUGGCCGGCUGACACGGAUUGCAGUGGAUGAGGUGCACUGUUGCAGCCAGUGGGGACAUGACUUCAGACCAGACUACAAGGUCCUUGGUACCCUGAAACGACAGUUCCCAAGCGUUCCUUUGAUCGGACUGACUGCGACUGCCACCAACAGCGUGCUCAAGGACUGCGAGGAAAUCCUGUGCCUCAAAGAUACCAUUACGCUGUCUGCUUCGUUCAAUAGGCCUAACCUUUAUUAUGAGGUACGUCUGAAACCGUCAAGCACUGAAGAUUUCACUGAAGACAUUGUGAAAUUAAUCAAUAAGAGAUACAAAGAUCAGUCAGGUAUAGCCACGGAAUACAUUUCAAGCAGCGAUGGAAUACAUGGCCCAGCUCCAAUAUAUCUAUUUACAGUAUAUAAUAAAACAUUUCAACCAUGCAAUGAAGCAAUAUUAAUUUGGUAUCUUGCUCCCAGGUGUCGCCGCGUGCUGAUCGCAAAGCAUUUUGAUGAAGUGUGGGAUACAAAGCAUUGCAACAAGAUGUGUGAUCAAUGCCGUCAUAAUCCAUCCUCGGAGUCAGUGGACGUGGCAGACCACUGCAGGGACCUGCUUCAGAUCCUACAGCAGGCUCAGCAGAUGGAUGAGAAGCUCACUCCGCUGAAGACCAUCGAUUCCUGGAUGGGGAAGGGAGCUGCCAAGCACAGGGUCGUGGGCGUGCCUCCGUCCAGCCUCCCCAGACUGGAGAUGGAGAUGGUCAUCGCUCACCUGCUGGUGCAGCAGUAUCUCAGAGAGGAUUUUAGCUUUACUCCAUAUGCUACAAUUUCCUACAUCAAAUUGGGCCCGAAGGCUGAUCUGCUGAAGAACGAGAAGCACAAGAUCAUGAUGCAAAUGAAGAAGUUCACAAACGUUGAUCCAGUAAAGUCCUCUAUGGAUUCCAAGACACAGUCUGCCCAUACAAGCGCACAAGGAGGAGGAGGAGGAGGUAUAAAUAGUGCAGGAAUAAAGAAGGAUGGGGGGCAGCGGAAAAGAUCACUUCCUGCCGAUGCCGGAAAUCCAAGAAAAUCAAGGAAGUGAUUGACCAGGAGAACAAGAAAAGAUGAUGUAUUGCCACCGAUAUCUGAGGCAGAGAGCUCUCCUACAUUGGCUAUUAGGGACAACCCCUCUGUACAAAAGAGAAAAAAAUCAACAAAGAAAACAAGAAACCUGCAGCGUGAC
Molecule: messenger RNA, 2676 nt
Organism: Acipenser ruthenus (sterlet)
Lineage: Eukaryota; Metazoa; Chordata; Actinopteri; Acipenseriformes; Acipenseridae
Product: ATP-dependent DNA helicase Q1-like
Exons: 15
Coding region: 874-2535 (553 amino acids)
Biological process (GO): double-strand break repair via homologous recombination
Cellular component (GO): cytoplasm; chromosome
Molecular function (GO): nucleic acid binding; four-way junction helicase activity; ATP binding
Source: RefSeq, a predicted model, not a curated record